CUCAUGUUGCACUCGGCAAUUGUUGAACAUCCGCUUGCAUGACCGCAAGGUGUUGCCGAAGAACCUUUCUUAUUCUGAAUGACGCGCAAACCUGUGGACAACUCGGUUCAGCAGAGUCAGCCUCAUGAAGAUCAUUUUCUGGGUCAGUGGGCUUGUAGCCUGUCGGUGAUCAUCUUUUUGAUUGCCUUCGGACUGUCUGGCCAAAUCCUUCCAAGGUUUGUUUCAAACCAGUGCACAUCUGAGCAAGGAAUGUGUACGCCUGGAGACUGCACUUGUCCAUUUCCGUUGAUGAAGCGAGAUUUGGUGACGCAGGAUGCGCAAGCUUGCUCUCAGUGCGUGGAAGAAUUCUGUCCAGCAGUUGUAGAAGGAGAGACAGGAUGCUCCACAACGGCUUGCGAAUGCGAGGAUCCGUCUUGGCCAAGGAUAGACGUUGGAUCUUCUGAUAAGCCAUGUAUGCAGUGCGUCCAUCCUCAUGUUGAUGUCACCUUGCGACGCGAAGAGGAUGGUCAAUGCCUGACCCUGGGGGAAAUCAAGACAUGUACAGUUUUCCGAUACAACGGGGCGGUCAUGCUUGAGAAAUCCUCCAAUCAAAGCAGCUGCCUUUCUUGGUCGAAUGGAGAGUGGCAGCUGAUACCAUGUCAAGGUACUCCUGAUAGCUCUGCAAAGUUCACACGACGUGGCAGACAUGAGGCCUCGACAAUGGGAACCUUUUGUACAAGCAGAGGCAAGCAAUGCUUGAACAUCAAGGAGUACAUGUGCACUACAGAUCCAUCCCAAUGCAGCACAGAGCCCUGUCGCUGCGAAGACUCUUCGCAUGUUCGGAAGGAGAUGCAGACCGUGAAUAGAUCAACUUGCUACUUGUGCACACCUUCUCUCCCGGAGUGUCCGUUGUCACCUGCAGCUUGCUCAUCUGAACCUUGCGAGUGCAAGUCAGGCUUCGUUAAGGCUCGACAGAGAAAUGAUGCGCUGUGCUUUAGUUGUCAACCCAGUAUGGCGCCAUCCGUUACAGGUUUAACCUCAUUCUUGACGUUCCUUUCUGCUGGCGCUACGUUCUUGCUGUGUGUUGGGCUUGGCGUGGUCGUUGGGUGUGCGAUUCGUCGAUUUAUUGUUGGCGACCCUACACCCAGACGAAAGCGACGUAGCUCUCAAGCUAGGACAUGGUCCGAAAACUGCGCACUGUACUUGGAGGAAGCCAUCCAGGUGGUGUCUGCAAGGGUUGGAGGAUGGAAGCCUUUGAAGCGUAUCAGCUGGGCAGUGAAGAAAACUGUUUCCUUUCUGGACGCCUGUGAUGCUGCUUUGGACCCUGUCUAUGUUGUCUUAGAAGCUGGCUUGGACAAAGUGCAGCAUUUUAUGAACGUCAAUAUCGACAAAGCGAAGAAGCUUUUGGGACAGGCAGAUAGCAACAAGGCGGCAAAGCCCAAGGACGGCCGCCAAGGGCACCGCGACGGCACGUCUGGAAAGGAGCAAUUUCUGUCAAGAGCUGCUUCUCAAAAUGACAAGGAAGCUGGACACGAGCAGAGCCUCUCCUGGGAUCCAAUCAACAUGAAUGUGGGCAACGAGGAGUGGAUGAACUACGUAGUCCCUAGCCUUUCUGCCCAGCGACAAUCCGCUCGGCAUUCCAGAGAUGCACUUCCACCCACAAGUGCUGUGCAGAGACUGCGGCAGCGCAGAGAAGCCAAGGCACAAGCAGCAGCAGAGAAGGUCACUGCGCAGGCAGCCGUGGCUGAGGUGGAGGUGGAUGAAUCGUGGAUUGACGCCAUGGAACAAAAGGAAGCGAAGGAAAAGGAGGCAAAGGAAAAGGCAGCUGCACAGCGAAGGGAGAGGAAACAAGCUGCCAAAGCGAGGCGUGCCAAAGUCGCAGCAGGCGUUUUGCCAGAUGCUGAACGUGAUGAAGCGGAGGAUGUUCAGGACAGCGCAGAGAGCAAACUGCAAGGAAUGAAAGAGCAAGCGGACCUUCUCUUCAGCGAGGCGAUUCAUGGGAUGUUCCUCCUUGCAACUUCGGAUGCCAGAGAAGAGGUUGUGCAGGAGCCAGAGAAGAUGGAGGUUGGCUCUGUCGACUCUGAGAUCCCUGCCAAGACCGAGAAGGUCAUUUUUCAGUCCCACUCGAAGCUGCCUCAAGAGGCUUCGGUGAGUGCAGAACAAACAGACGACAUCACGCAGGGCGAAGAUGGAUGGACCAAGAGUGUCUCAUCAAGAUCCCGAGGAGGCAAAAGAAAAGGAGAGGAGCAGGUUUUCCUGGGCGCAAAUGACGGGCAAAUGCCAAGCGAACAGGAACCGGCUGAAGAACCAGACCCACAGGAAGAUCCAGAAGAUCUCCAGGCUCCAGAGGUCCCUGAAGCUCCAGAAGCCACAGCUGAAGCUUCCUUGUCAAAGCGGCAGCGACAGCGGCUGCGACAGCGACAGCCGAAAGUGGGAAGUGGUGCUACCAAGCCAGCAACUAAAGCCGAAAAAGCCGAAAAAGUCGAAAAAGCCGAAAAAGUUGAGAAAACCGAAAAAGCUGAGAAAACCGAAAAGGCUGAGAAAGCCGAAGCUUUCCCCCAAAGCAGUUCUGGCACUUCUGAGUCUCGCCGAUUGGCAAACUCCAAGGACGGAAAGCCUGUGCAGUCACCUGCAUCCUCCGAUCCAACGAAACUGGAAAUCGAAGCCGAGCCUGUGGAGCAGCUCGAGGAGCUCGAGCAGCUCGAGCCAGAGGUUAAUCCAGAGAGCGGCAAAUCUGAGGAAUCCAAGGCCUUGGUGCGGAAUUUUGCUGACAUCGUGGCAGGAAGACCUGCAAGGUCCCCUGAGGAGGUUGAGGCAGCAGCAGCUGCUGCAUUUUCGUCAUUUAAAGCCGAUGCCCCGGACUUUGUCCCCAUGUCCAUGACGACACAAUUCCAGGCCAUGAUUGCUUCCAGCUAUGCGUUGAUCAUGGAUCCUGUGGUGCCAUCCAAGAAAGCGCGACGCAGAAGGGGUCGUAAGGAGGCAGAAGAAUCCCAAUCAUUGCCGUUGACGACGGUUGUGAUUGGGGACAUCUCUGAGGAACAUGAUGCACAGUCUCUGAGGCUCCAGCUGGAUGGUUGGGGCCUAGCCUACAAUUUCUUCUACAUGCCACCAGAGAGGCAAGAAGAAUAUGGCCAUUGUGCAGUGGUCAACUUUGUGGAUCCUGGCUUUGUGAUGAUGUGCCAGCAGCUUUUCCAGCAAGCUGGAGAGGCAACUGUGACCUUCUUCCCCGUCCAGGGUUUAGAGAACAACGUGGCCUACUGGACAUCAUUUGGAGUGGCAGAGGACUUGAUCAAUGGCCCCUUGGUUUUUCCAGCAGCAGCGGCGCAGUGGUCAUCUGAUCCCAAUGCAAUGCUCAAUAGCAAAUUCUCCCCUCAAAUCAAGGAGCAGUUUCACAAGACAAAGCUUUGUGUCUUUAACAAGAAGCAGAAGUGCAGCAUGGGAACUCAAUGCCCCUUCGCCCACUCUGAAGAGGAGCUACAGAAAGCACCAGAUUUGACGAAGACCAAGCUUUGCUACAAUUUUUUCCGUCGGAAGUGCAACGAUGCGAACUGCAAGUUUGCCCAUGGGUAUGGCGAGCUCAGAGCGACCGAUACCGUGUUUAAGACGGAGCUUUGCCGCUGGUGGGCAAAUGGCAGCUGCAAGGCAGGUGCUUCCUGUCGCUAUGCACACGGAGUUGAAGAGCUGCGAAGUAAUCCGAAUUUUACGGGUAUGUUUGGAGCUGAUUUCGACUUGUCAGAGGCAGCAGACUUCGGUUUCGGCUUUGGCAUGUACCCAUAUUCUCUGGAGGAGGAGAUGCAAAUGGCAGAGAUGGCAGAAGAUGAUGUCGAGACAGCACACUUUAUGGGGGAUGGAAAUCAGUUUGGUUUGCAGGAAGUGGAGCGUUCUCUGACUGGAAGUGAUGGGGAGAUGUCGGAGGCCUUAACCUCUGUCGUAGGUGUGAACCGACUGCAGCGACAACAAACAGCUCCUCCUGGUGUCGCUGCCAGCUCGGAUGACGACAUCAUACUGCGCAUCAAGGGCACUUUCAUGGAGGCAGUUCGAAUUGACGAAGAGCUACCGCAAGUGUCGAUGCGCCGCUCUUGGAGCGACGGAGACCUUGCUCAGCUUUGUGAGGCUUUGGAGAGCGAUUCUGACUAAGAGCUGGAAGUGCCACAUCUCCCACAAGAACUGAGAACAAAGCGGCCUCGAACAUUUGAACUUCUGAGUCUUGAGGCAGUUCUGUUCAAAGGUUAACACCUUGUGGCAAUGGUGAGGACGUGUAGAGCUCACACAGAGCGAGAGAUAUCUAGCCAUUAUUGUUUCAAAGCUUUGGCCCACACAAGCAUAGCUCUUUUUAUCUCGAAAGAAUGAGAG
Molecule: messenger RNA, 4332 nt
Organism: Cladocopium goreaui
Lineage: Eukaryota; Dinophyceae; Suessiales; Symbiodiniaceae
Source: the annotation of a GenBank genome assembly